AGUCAGUGUGUCUUAGCUGGUUGCAUCGGACUGGGACUUUGCCGUCUUCCGCCGAAUUCCCAACAUUGAAUAGCAGCUGGUCACCGACAUCUCAUGGUUCACGACUUCUGGAAAUCAAUUCUUUCCGAUACAGCGACUUCGACAAGAUACAUUUCCCUUCGACAUAGAUUGCGCAAAAUCGAUCUCCUACCGAAGAAUACACCGAUAAUAGUCUAGACGACCAUGACAGCGCCUUUGAAAAUAAGAUACACAUGUUAAACUCUAAUCCCGAUCACUGGGUUACUCUGCGCACUCUACAUAGGAGGGGUGUUUGCCAUUGUUAAUGAGCUCUCGGGACCUCCGUGGCCACGCAUCUACCUAAGCACCAACAUCGCACGGUCUUUUGACGUUGAAGCUCAUAGCAGUCAAGACGGGAGCUACUGGGAAAGGCGAAGGCACUGAUCGGGUGGAGCAAUAAACGGCCUACUCCCCGCAGUCUGAAUUCAUCCUCAGUACCCGAUUCCCCUGUACCGACCUAUCUACCUCAUCGUCCCAGUACACUCGACGAACCUUCCUCUCCUGCGACGAUCAACCGAAAACGCAAACGCAAUCCCGCAGCACACUUCUGUGGCUGUUUGGAUUAGGGCAUUCCCAUUCUAUUCAGGUAUAUCCACCGACUGUUACCUGGAACCGCGGCCUUUUGGCUCAGGUUCCUCCUUCCCAUCACCCAAACUGGAUUCCAUCCCCUUUGUGACAGUCGCUGGCUGGACCCAACACAAAAGCCCAAGCGUAAAGUCCGCGCGGCCCUUUGGCCACUUCCGGUCGCUCUCCAGCUUUACCAGUCCGGGGGCAGCCACUAAGACAGCAGACGCCACUGUAGGCCACCACCACAGAUCGCCGUCACUCAGCGACCUGCCACCAAAGAUGUCGGCCGACGUAGCAUAUGCGAGCACGUUCCUGGGUCCUGCCCAUAAUUCCAAAACGCCAUCGCCAACGUCAGCCACUCCGAGAAACUUUGACGAUUCGCAGGACCUUAACACUCUCCCGGAUCCCAGAAGUAGGGCCAUGAGCCCCGCUAGCGCCCAUGGCUUCCCUAGCCCGAUAAGCCCCGUUUCUGAUCUUGAUCUAGAAGUCGCAACCUUGAGCACGAAGCUCAUUAACGCGAUCAACCACCAGACUACCCUCGACGACACUCUGUCAAGAGCAAGGGCGGAACUCGAGGAUGCAAGAGAAACAAUAAGGCAGUUAGAGGGGCGUCUCGCUGAGCAGCGAGAAAUGCUUUCAGGGGAUGUUUGGGUGCGCCGCAAAACUGUCGAGUCCGAGAAGAAGGACCUGCUUCGUCGCGUGGCUGAUGAAAAGAAGGCACGAUACGAGAUGGAACAUCAGAAGAAGAAGAUUGAACAAGAGCUGGAAGAGCUGAGCACUCAGCUGUUUGAGGAGGCCCAGAAAAUGGUGAUUGCGGCCAAGGAGGACGCACAAAAGGAACAAGAAAUCUUGCACAACAAGAAUGAGAAGCUUCGGGACCAGCUCUCAAACACGGAGAUACUACUCAAGUUGCAAAAUGAUCAGUUGGCGGAACUCAAAGCUGUUAUGGAGCAGAUGCACGUUGACCGGGAGGACCAGAAUGCCCUGACGGCACCGUCAUCUCCUGGUUUCAGCAGGUUCGAUUCCAAAGACGACGAAACUCCAUUUUCUGCUGCAGACGAAUCCCUACCGGAACCCGUAUCUCCAUCCUACCCCACGAGCUUCACUCACCUCGUCCAGCCGAUCCUGCGGACCGAUCUAUCAUCGUAUGAAGAUUUCAAAAUACUGGUGCAGACAACAAAGAGGCUGUCUGUCAGGAGCAGGCCCCCUUCGGGCGCGUUUGGUGCUAGUGCAAUGUCAGCUCUCGGCUUGACUGCAGGUCACUCCAUGAGCCCAUCGAAUGCAUCUACAUCGUCUGUCGCAAGCACCGUGCCGACGUCAUCCUCAGGAUCACUACCGCAAACUCCGAACACCCCUGGUUCAGCUGCUCUGAGCGCGGGCUCGGGCGCUGCGGCGGUGCCGGUGCCACCCCUAAAAGAUACCAGGUUCUUCAAGAGGGUCCUGUCCGAGGACAUAGAGCCGACCCUCAGACUUGACAUUGCGCCUGGCCUCUCAUGGCUCAGUCGACGAACGGUCAUCAAUGCGAUUACAGAGGGGACUCUAGUUGUCGAGCCGGUACCGCCCGCGACGCCGGGUUCGCUGGUCGCCAUCACGAAACCACAGUUCAAGGAGUGCUCACUGUGUGGAGAAAACCGCAAAGAAGAAGCACACCUCCGGACCUACAGGUUCCGCACCAGCGAUGCGGAUACGGCGCAGCGGUACCCGCUCUGCAAGUCUUAUUGUUUGGUGCGCGUUCGGGCGACAUGCGAUCUUAUGGGCUUCCUGCGCCUCCUGAAAGACGGACAUUGGCGAACCGACGACGAGGAUGCCGUCAAGGCUGCUUGGGAAGAGAGCGUACGACUCCGAGAACAGAUGUUCUGGGCUCGCAUUGGAGGCGGUGUUGUGCCCACCACACCCAUGUUGAUUGGCAAAUCUCCCAUGUUACCGGAGAAGAGCCCAAGGCCCAGCCAAGACGGCAAAAACGAGGCACCUCAAGUGGACCAGCAGCAAUCUCAGGAGCCCCCGAAACCGAGCGUUGAGGUCAGCUCUGAGUCUUCUGAUAAUUCAACAGCUCCUGCACCGGCAGGGGCCCCCGACACAAAACCGGAGGGUCUGGGCCUCCAGAACGUUUCGCUGACGUCGCCGACUUCGGAGACUGUGGAGGAAAAAGUAGCGAGACCGGUGACACCGCCUCCCAAGGUAUCGGAAGAGCAGAUGCCACCAGCGAGCAACACCAACGAGGCUGAUGCCGAUGCAGACGGGGCGAAUAAGCAGACCACUCCGCAAAUUCCGGCCCAACAAAACCAAUGAAUCACAUUAAAUUCAUAGUCGGCAUUUUCAACAAGAUCUACAUCUAUGGCCCGGGGGGUUCGCAGAUAUGAAUGCAAUACCUACCGGGGCCUUUCUCAGUACAUAUUCUAAUAUUGUAUUGCUCAUGUUAAAUACGGUUAAUGAUACCCUCGUUUGACGCCUUGGCCAAUGCUGGCCCUCACACUCCCUGGUCAUAUCUCAGCAGGAAAAGCAAGUCUAUCCUUUUUUUUUGUUCUGUGUUUAUCAGGGCGGGGUUGGCGUUCGGACUCCUUAUUUCGGGCUACACAAGCAAGGUCUUUUCUUCUUAUUAUUCUUGGUUCCUCAUUAUUCUUGUCAAAAGUUUUGACAAGGACUGGUAUUUGAGUACUUGUAUUAUUACUUGACGACAAAGCAGGCCGGAACAGGGCGGCACCAAUGGGUGUGGAAGUAGGUGCUGCACAUACAUACCGGCAUCUCCCACCAAAUUAAUUUGGUAGAUAAAUAGGUUAAUCAUGACGGUAUUGGGUGUGAUAUGCAGCUGAAACAUCCACUUUUGCUCUUUGUGAUGGUCUGUCUACUUACUGUGCAUUGUUUAUUGCUACAUCUCGG
Messenger RNA from Pyricularia oryzae 70-15, 3501 nucleotides. RefSeq lists its product as uncharacterized. Gene Ontology annotation, cellular component: Golgi to plasma membrane transport vesicle; cell tip. Gene Ontology annotation, molecular function: guanyl-nucleotide exchange factor activity. NCBI's taxonomy places the organism in Eukaryota, Fungi, Ascomycota, Sordariomycetes, Magnaporthales, Pyriculariaceae. Gene Ontology annotation, biological process: exocytosis. The transcript is spliced from 2 exons. The coding region runs from base 904 to 2913 and encodes 669 amino acids. The record is from RefSeq and is a predicted model, not a curated record.